Molecule: messenger RNA, 2256 nt
Organism: Paramisgurnus dabryanus
Lineage: Eukaryota; Metazoa; Chordata; Actinopteri; Cypriniformes; Cobitidae
Gene: il7r
Product: interleukin 7 receptor
Biological process (GO): positive regulation of receptor signaling pathway via JAK-STAT; cytokine-mediated signaling pathway; hemopoiesis
Cellular component (GO): external side of plasma membrane
Molecular function (GO): cytokine receptor activity
Source: RefSeq, a predicted model, not a curated record
AAAGAGGUUGUGGUUAUCCAGACUUCCUUUAUUUGUCUGGUUUAUGUUCUGUGCUAAGGACUUUUAGGGUGUUUUACAUAUAGUUUAUUUUUUAAAAAACCUAACCCAGUUUACUUAAAGUGAACCAGAAAAGCAACUAGCCGAAUGUGAUGUGUCCUCAGAUUUUUGCCAACUGCUGUAUGUUAUUGGAUGAAAGAUGAUGGGUCUUUUAUUAAUGCUCUGUGUUUUUUGCUGGCCUUUGGUUCUGUCUGAAAGUGGAGAUGAUGAUACACCUGAUGGAGAUACAGACUGGAAUGUAACCUGUUCAUCCAGUUUGAGCAUUAGACAGAAUAAUCUCACCUGUUCUGUAAAUGAUGAAUCCAUUGAGGGCAUCUUAAUACUCUGCUCUGAGACUGAUGAAAUAAAAUGUACAAAUGCAAGUCAGGGACCACACGGCUUCACUUUUUACAAUUUGCCCAUUAUGGGGACAUAUAAGCUGCAGAUAAAGCCAGGGAAUGAAGUCAUUAAAGAAAACAUAAUGCUUACAAAAAUUGUGAAAUUACCAGCUCCUCAAAUAAAGAUUGCCACUUAUAUGAAAGAAUCAAAGAAAAUGUUCAUAUCAAUUCAGCAGAAUCAUGAUUUUGUUAAGACGUCUGAGUUUCAAGUGAAAGUUUUACGGGACAAACUUGUAGUCAAGAAUUUUACCACUCCAAAUAAGAAUGUCACUAUUAGCAGAGAGAUAAUCGGUGGAGAUGGUGUUUACGAUAUUUGUGUUCGAGGAAAACCUUAUGGAUAUUUUAAUGGAAUGUGGAGUGAAUGGAGCCCGAAAGCCAGUUUCACUAUUGAAGGUUCUGCAGCCACUGUCAAACCAAGACUUGACCCUCUAAUGGUCACUUACAUCAUCAUCUUUGUUUCUCUGGUGUUCAUCGUCGGUUUUGUGGCCUUACAAUGGAAAACACAUAUAAAAGGCUACAUAAAACCAAACAUACCACACCCAAAGACAACACUUGCACAAAUACACAGAGGAAAGGAGGGGUUUCCUUACAUUUUCAGCCCUGAGAUAUUCGGCGAUGUCUUCAUACACCGUGUGGAUUAUGACGAAAAGUCAUCUGCUCCGGAUCUUCAGGAAUCUCUGGAUGAACGUCGCUACAGUCAAGCAAGCUCUGCGAGUUCUCGGUCUACAUUAGUGUGUGAAUUGGACACAACCGGAGCAGAACUGCUUUCAAGAGAACAGUCGCACUUAAAAAUAAGAUUGUUAAAUGAAUCAGAUUUCUCCAACGAAAGAGCAAAAGGUGGAUCUGAAGGUGUCCUUCAACGAGAAUGUAAAGAUGAGGCUUAUGUCACAAUGUCCAGCCUCUUUAAAACACAAUGAAGAGGUGAAGACUGGAUUAAGACCAUUAAAAAUCAAAGACUGACCAUUAAGGUCGAAGUAAGGCACUUUUUUACACGUACUUCACGUGAGGUUUAUCAGAAGAGUGCGCGAAUAGGCGCACCGCCGGAUUUUUAAACGCUUGCGCAUGCGCCUACAGGAGAAUGUAGUACGGAGCCCAGGAGGAGCUUCAUUGCAUUUAGUCGCAAUGCGCAUGCGUCGAACCUAUGCAUACACACGAGUCGAACAAAACUACACUUUGCAAGGCUGUGUGUUCGACUGUGCGCAUACACGUAUAAAAACAUACUAUACUCCGGGAUUUAGAGGUUAUGCUGCUUAGAUGUUCAAAAUGUAACCAAGAUUGUAUAUGAUGUUAAGCAUUCAGUAACCUGAGAAGUCUGUAUGUCUAACUCUGUCAACAAAAUGUGUAAAUACCACAGCACUUAUCUCUCUGGAUGAAAGAUGCUCAUAGGUUUAGGGGUGGUUUCCCGGACAGGGAUUAGACCUAGACUAAAAUAAAUGCUGUCUAAAAUGAAAACAGCUUGCACUGACAUAUUAUCUUAAAAUACAUCAGUGCCCUUUGUUUUGCCUUGGGAAACCACCCCCUUAAAGUUUAUACAUAUUAUUAUCUCUACCGUGUGAUGGACAAAUGUAAGCAUUCUAUACCACUUCCUGUAUCACUAAACCUACUGUAUAAGUUAGCUAAAGGAAAUGUAGAGUCCACAACCCUCACAUCAUUACAAAUCUAACAAACCUCAAUAACAGCUGCUAGCCUCAGCAGCAUUGUCUGCAAUCUGUCAAUCCAUCCAUCAAUGUAGCACAUUUAUUAUAUGAAUAUAUCAGUAUGUCUUCUUAUGUAAACAACAUGUAUUAAGUGCAACAGGUAUGCAAACAGAACGUGUAAGAAU